AUGGCCGACUCCAACAAGACUGGGCACUCGGGGCCUCCAACUCCUACGCCAACUGGCCGGCAGAGAGCGCCCACGAUCACACUUGACACGACUGCUGUCAAUAACAACUCGAGCAGCAACAUUGUAGAGAUUACCCAGAGUUACGACGGUCAGCAUCAACAGCAGCCUACCUAUACCCUCUCCCCCGUCUCUCCUCCAGACGACGCGGUCAGCCCCUCUACCAUGGUAGAGCCGCCCUACGGCUUCUCUCAAGGAGGACGUCCGGAACCGCGAACCGACGCAUCAUUUGAUUCCAUCAGAGACAGCAGCCGGCCGACUAGUCCUCACAAUGUCUCGACUCCCAUUGCUGCGUUGGGGGACGGAUUCUUGAACGUGCCAACAAACAAUCUAAGAUCACGGCAAAACUCAGUAGAUUCGGAGGAUGCUAGCCGCUCGUUCGUCUCGGGAGGCGAUACGACUGUCGUCGCCUCCAGCUCGACACAAACCGACAAGUACAAGACGACGCCAACAAACGACAGCAUCAUGCAUGACGACGCCGCAUUGGACCCAGACCCCGACACCGAAAAAGAUUUCUUGGUGGAAAACAACCCCUUUGCGUUCUCGCCGGGCCAGCUGAACAAGAUGUUCAACCCCAAGAGCCUUGCGGCUUUCUACAAACUUGGUGGCUUGCGCGGCUUGGAACGCGGUCUGCGGUCAGAUCGCAAGGCUGGUCUGAGCACAGAGGAGAACCUGCUAGAAGGCAGCGUUACGUUCGGCGAAGUUACUUCUAAGAAGAACGAUAAACCCAAUGGCGACGCUCUGGCACCUCCAGCACAGGCUGUCCGCGUAACAUCCCAAACGAGCCGGGAACAGCAAGGGUUUCAGGAUCGAUAUCGAAUUUUUAGAGAUAACCGGAUACCAGAGAAGAAGGGCAAGAGCUUGCUGCAGCUCAUGUGGAUCACUUUCAAUGACAAAGUGCUGAUCCUUUUGUCGAUCGCCGCCGCCAUCAGUCUCGCUGUCGGUCUCUACCAAACCUUUGGCCAGAAACACGAUGCAAACGAGCCAAAGGUCGAGUGGGUCGAGGGUGUUGCCAUUAUCGUCGCCAUUGCCAUUGUCGUCAUUGUCGGAUCGCUGAACGAUUAUCAAAAGGAGCUCCAAUUUGCAAAACUCAACAGGAAGAAACAAGACCGAAAUAUCAAGGUUGUCCGCUCUGGAGCAACGAUGGAAUUGUCUGUAUACGACGUCAUGGUUGGCGACGUGAUCCACCUUGAGCCUGGAGACAUGAUUCCUGCCGACGGAGUUUUGAUCGAGGGCUUCGACGUCAAAUGUGAUGAAUCUCAGGCAACGGGCGAAUCGGACAUCAUUCGUAAACGCGCCGCCGAUGAAGUCUAUGAGGCUAUCGAGAACCACGAAAGCCUUAAAAAGAUGGACCCCUUUAUUCAGUCCGGUGCCCGUGUCAUGGAGGGUGUCGGUACCUAUAUGGCUACGUCGACCGGUAUCUACUCUACUUACGGCAAGACUCUCAUGUCUCUCAACGAGGACCCCGACGCGACCCCCCUUCAGAACAAGCUCAACGUCAUCGCCACGUACAUUGCCAAGCUCGGUGGUGCUGCUGGUCUAUUGUUGUUCAUCGUCUUGUUCAUCGAGUUCCUCGUCCGAUUGCCCCAUGAUAACGGCACUCCGGCUCAAAAGGGACAAGAUUUCCUCAACAUUUUCAUCGUGGUUGUCACAAUCGUCGUUGUUGCCGUUCCCGAAGGCCUUCCACUCGCCGUCACGCUGGCUCUUGCUUUUGCUACCACUCGCAUGUUGAAAGACGCCAACCUGGUUCGACACUUGAAAGCUUGUGAAGUCAUGGGCAACGCGACAACAAUCUGCUCUGACAAGACUGGAACACUAACUCAGAACAAAAUGCAAGUUGUGGCCGGAACAGUGGGAGUCGACCACGAGUUUAGCAGCUCUCGCGUCCAAGACUCCGAAGAUGGCAAUAGUAAGACACCUGUCUCGGAAUUUGUCAAGAAGCUUAGCGCUCCUGUAAAGGAACUACUUUUGGACUCUAUUGCCCUGAAUUCGACAGCAUUUGAAGGCGAAAUUGAGGGAGAAAAGACAUUCAUCGGCUCCAAGACCGAGACGGCCCUUCUUCUCUUUGCCAGAGACCAUUUGGGCAUGGGGCCUGUCAGCGAACUGCGCGAAAACUCGACCACUGUACAGAUAAUCCCCUUUGAUUCGGAACGCAAAUGCAUGGGAAUCGUCAUUCGGCUUUCUAGCGGAACACACAGACUAUUUAUCAAGGGUGCCUCGGAGAUCUUGCUCGCGCAGUGCUCGCAGACUCUACGAGAUCCAUCAUUGGACGCCUCUGUAACCCCCUUGACACAGGAAGCUGGAGAUUCCAUUAGUCAGCUUAUCGUUUCUUACGCAAAACGCUCCUUACGAACCAUUGGUCUUUGCUACAGAGACUUCGAGUCUUGGCCUCCACCUGGCCUUCGUAGCGGCGAGGGCAAGGGUGAAGUCCUGUUUAACGAUUUGUUCCAGCAGAUGACGUUUGCCGGCAUGGUGGGUAUCCAGGAUCCUCUCCGAGAAGGUGUCCCCGAGGCUGUUCGGCUGUGCCAGUCGGCCGGCGUUGUCGUUCGCAUGGUUACCGGUGACAACAAGAUUACCGCCGAGGCUAUUGCCAGAGAGUGCGGAAUCCUACAGGAGGAUAGUCUGGUUAUGGAAGGCCCCGAAUUCCGCAAGUUGAGCGAUCUCAAGCAGAUGGAGAUCAUCCCCAGACUUCACGUGCUUGCGAGAUCCAGCCCCCAGGACAAGCGUAUCUUGGUCCAGCAACUCAAGGCCAUGGGAGAAACCGUGGCCGUGACUGGUGAUGGUACCAACGACGCUCCUGCUCUCAGAAAGGCCGAUGUCGGAUUUUCCAUGGGUAUCGCGGGUACUGAAGUUGCCAAGGAGGCUUCGGCAAUCAUCCUGAUGGAUGACAACUUUGCUAGUAUUGUCAAGGCUCUGAAAUGGGGCCGUGCUGUCAACGACGCUGUCAAGCGAUUCCUGCAGUUCCAGCUCACUGUCAACAUCACCGCCGUCAUUCUUACCUUUGUCACCGCCGUGUCUAGCGAGUCUGAGAAGUCCGUCCUCACCGCCGUUCAGCUGCUUUGGGUGAACUUGAUCAUGGACACGCUGGCCGCUCUCGCUCUCGCAACGGACCCCCCACAGGACAGCGUCUUGGACAGGAAGCCCGAGCCAAAGGGUUCUUCCAUCAUCUCCCCAACCAUGUGGAAAAUGAUUAUUGGACAAGCUCUGUACCAGCUCGCAAUCACGUUCCUGCUGUAUUAUGGAGGCACCCAUGUGGUUCAACCCAUUGUUGGAGGCGACGAGCUUGUUCACGAGGACAUUGAAACCCUGGUCUUUAACACCUUCGUGUGGAUGCAAAUCUUUAACCAAUGGAACAACCGACGGUUGGAUAACAAGUUCAACAUCUUUGAAGGCUUAACACGCAACUGGUUCUUCAUUGCAAUUAGCACACUCAUGAUGGGCGGCCAGAUCCUGAUUGUCUUCGUGGGUGGCGCUGCUUUCUCGAUUGCGAAGAAGGAUCAGUCUGGCGGAAUGUGGGGCAUUGCCCUUGUGCUCGGAUUCCUGUCCAUCCCCAUUGGCAUGCUCAUCCGCCUCAUCCCCGACAGCUUUGUCGUUAAGUUGGUGCCUGAGUUUUUCAAGCGGCGCUCAAAGGAGGUGCCUGGCCUGACCAUCUCCGACGAGGCAAUGAACCUGUACCCAGAGCCGUUGGUUGAGGUACGUGACGAACUUGCCUUCCUGAGGCGCAUGAAGGGAGGGCGCUUGAACAACCUCAAAAGCCAGUCUCACUCCCGGUCCAACUCCAUCAAUACGUCGAUGGAUACACAGGGCCGCGAAGACAGCUUCCCCUCGCGCGUCGCCACACCGGUAUCGCGACAACGUUCCCGGUCGGCCCGGUCGCGUUCCAACUCUGCGCUUGCACCGACGACCGUCAUGGCCGGAAUUAUGGCGGCCGGAGUGGGGAUGACGUGGUCGCCAAACGGUCGAAAACCGGAAGAAGAUGAAGUGUUUCCACUCUACGAACAGCAACAAGCAGGAACAGAAGGAAGCCCAGAGCAGGGACAAAAGCCCGCACCAGGGCACAGCAGCAGCGAGGCGCAGAAUUAG
Molecule: messenger RNA, 4140 nt
Organism: Trichoderma breve
Lineage: Eukaryota; Fungi; Ascomycota; Sordariomycetes; Hypocreales; Hypocreaceae
Product: e1-E2 ATPase domain-containing protein
Exons: 4
Coding region: 1-4140 (1379 amino acids)
Biological process (GO): intracellular calcium ion homeostasis; calcium ion transmembrane transport
Cellular component (GO): membrane; intracellular membrane-bounded organelle
Molecular function (GO): ATP binding; ATP hydrolysis activity; P-type calcium transporter activity
Source: RefSeq, a predicted model, not a curated record